AUGAGUAUCGGUGAUGGUAUUGGUUAUGAUUGUGCUAUCGUUCCUACAAAGUUCCCUGAUAUUGUUAUGGUUACUACAACUGAUUUCUUCUUCCCAAAUGUCGAUGAUCCUUAUCUAAUGGGAAAGAUUGCUUGUGCCAAUGUAUUGUCUGAUUUAUAUUCUUUUGGUAUCGAUGAAUGCGAUAACAUGUUGAUGUUAUUGGCUGCCUCCACCGAUAUGACACCGGAGAACAGAAAUUGGAGUACUCGUGGUUUGAUUCAAGGUUUCAAUGACCAUUGUAAUCUCGCUGGUACCAAAGUAAGAGGUGGUCAGACCGUGAAGAAUCCAUGGCCUCUCAUUGGUGGUGUUGCCACCGCCAUCAUUCGUAAGGAUGAAAUGAUCAUGCCAGUCAAUGCCGUGCCAGGCGAUGUUCUCGUACUCACCAAACCACUCGGUACUCAGGUGUGUGCCAAUUUCCACCAGUGGAUUCGUCAGCCUGAGAAAUGGGCCAAGAUCGCCGAUAUUGCAACUGUCGAGGAAGCAGUGGAAACCUUCACCUAUGCCACUCAGUCGAUGGCGCGUCUCAAUCGUAUUGGUGCGCGUCUGAUGAGAAAGUACGGUGCACAUGCCGCCACCGACGUCACAGGUUUCGGAAUUGCCGGACACUCUGACAAUCUUGCAAAGAGCCAAUUGCAACCGGUCGUCUUUGAGAUUCAUACACUCCCGAUUAUCGAGCACAUGAAGAAGAUCGACGUUCACCUCAAUAACAAUUGGAAUCUUUGUCGUGGACUUUCCGCCGAGACUAGCGGUGGAUUACUCAUAGCAAUGCCAGAAGACAAAGCCAGAGAAUUCGUCAAAGAGAUCGAAGAGAUUGAGCACCAACCUGCUUGGAUCAUCGGUCGUGUAUUAGCAUCUGACAAGCCAGUCACUGAAAAUCGUUCUGUAGUCAUUGAUAACCCAACCAUCUUGGAAAUUAAACCAAAUCAGAAUUUUAACUAA
Molecule: messenger RNA, 978 nt
Organism: Heterostelium album PN500
Lineage: Eukaryota; Evosea; Eumycetozoa; Acytosteliales; Acytosteliaceae
Gene: selD
Product: selenide, water dikinase
Exons: 3
Coding region: 1-978 (325 amino acids)
Biological process (GO): L-selenocysteine biosynthetic process
Cellular component (GO): cytoplasm
Molecular function (GO): selenide, water dikinase activity; ATP binding
Source: RefSeq, a predicted model, not a curated record